CAAGUUCGUGUUCAUCCCGUCUUGUUUUGCAGAGAGGAAGGCAGAUUGUUGGAGGAAGUGCGCGACUGAACCUGCUCAACAAUGGCAUUUCUAUUCACUGCCAUCCGAGUCCUUCUUGGUCUCUUCUUUGGCCUGACCGGUGUAGUCAAGCUGACAGACCAGAUAGCGGCUGAUGUUUACCAACAAAUGAAAUCCCAAUUUGUGCAGUUUUCUGAUGUCUUCCCUUUGAAGGAGCUGGGCUACAAGCCAGACCCGAUGCUGUACAUGCAAGCUGUGGGCUGGGUGGAAUUGGUGGCUGGGAUCUUGUUAGCUGUGGGGCCGCAGAUUCUGCAGGAAAUCAGCAACUUUGUACUCUGCGUUAUUAUGAUCGGUGCCAUCUACACCCUCCUGGUAUUAAAGGAACCAAUUGCCAUGUGUGCUCCAGCCACAGUCUGUCUGGGUCUCCUGCUGCUUCUUAAUAUCAGGGGUCAAGGGAGAAGAGCAAAAUCAAAGUUUGAGUAAGAAGAAUCAGAUCCUCCUCAAACAGGACCAACCAUUUUCCAAUGUGUGAAAUGUUUUUCUAUAAUGUGUGUAUGUUGAGGUGCCUUUUUUUUUUCAAUGGACUGUGAGAUACAAACAAAAAAACCCAAUAAUGAUUGUAGGCUAAUUGCCUUUACUUUAUAUAACACUGUGCUCUUCUAAUACAUUUCCUUUCAGGUGACUGUCUCAUUGUCACUUCAAAACUCUUCAUAACUGAUGUGUUAGGAGAAUAGCCCUCACCGUUUUUGCGCAGAGAGAAAAUAAAUCAAUAUUUGUCUUACA
Molecule: messenger RNA, 801 nt
Organism: Spea bombifrons (plains spadefoot toad)
Lineage: Eukaryota; Metazoa; Chordata; Amphibia; Anura; Pelobatidae
Gene: TMEM35B
Product: transmembrane protein 35B
Exons: 3
Coding region: 82-501 (139 amino acids)
Source: RefSeq, a predicted model, not a curated record